This is a messenger RNA of Knipowitschia caucasica, 750 nucleotides long. NCBI's taxonomy places the organism in Eukaryota, Metazoa, Chordata, Actinopteri, Gobiiformes, Gobiidae. The record is from the annotation of a GenBank genome assembly.
AUGCGUGAGAACAUUAUGUCAAGAUCGAAGCUUGGUCCUUCACCAAAAGCAACAUCUUUCUUUAUAGAAAAUCUGUUGGGUACUUCGGAGGAAAAGCGCGAGCAGAGUUUGGAUCGAGGACACAAUGAUGUGCAGAACAGGGCAGAGUACAGAGUGGAGAGGGAUACAAGAAGUCUGGAUGGACCGGGGCUGCACCAGAUCUCACCCAGAGAACGCUGCCGUAAAACAAAUUCGUUGUACCAGGACAGCGAGGAAGGCGACAGAGAAAGUCCGAGCACAGGACAAGCGGAGGACAGCGAUGGUCCCGAAGAGAAAGGAGACCGCGAUGACAGAGAGGACGGAGAGGAAGAGGAGAGAGGUGAUGUAAAGUUGUCGAGGAAGAAGAAGACACGAACAGUGUUCAGCCGCAGCCAGGUGUUCCAGCUGGAGUCCACAUUUGACCUGAAGCGGUACCUGAGCAGUGCGGAGCGGGCCGGCCUUGCUGCCACUCUGCAGCUCACAGAGACACAGGUCAAGAUCUGGUUCCAAAACCGAAGGAACAAGUGGAAGAGACAGAUGGCCGCUGACAUGGAGGCCAGUGCAGCAGUGCCUUUCAGCACCCAGAGAAUUGUCAGAGUCCCUGUGCUCUACCAUGACAACAGCCCCCCACUGUCUGCACCAAGACUGGCCUUCCCCAGCUCUCUGCACUACCCGCUUAGCCCCUUCACCUCCCCAGUGUCCUACAUAUCACCACAGCCUGCUCUAGUCUGA